This is a messenger RNA of Cylindrotheca closterium, 1291 nucleotides long. The record is from the annotation of a GenBank genome assembly. Lineage: Eukaryota; Bacillariophyta; Bacillariophyceae; Bacillariales; Bacillariaceae.
AUGCUGAAGUUUGUGACGAAAGCGAUGGAUAUCAAGCUUCAAGGUGAAGCCGAUUUCAUGACUACUCUUGAAGAUCCAACCGAACUCUUGAAACGUAUUGAACAAUUCAUGAAGAAGAGUGCAGAUGCUGAGUAUGACUUCUUGGAUUUCUGGGAAGCCAAUCAAAAGUUCUUUGCUAUGAAGCAGGGAGCAACCGAAAACUUGAUGCAUUUCAAGGAACGAUUCUUGAGACAGGCUGAAGUCAUGCAAGAUCUAUAUGGCGUUGCCUGGUUCCAAAAUUUUGCAGUCAAGACGAAAGCGUGUGCUGCUAUUGCUAGCACCCAUACUACUGCUAGAGACAAGUUCAAGGAUGAUAUCUUUGAAGCAGUUCUUGCAACAGGAUUCCUGUGCAACUAUGACCAAACGAGAACAGCUCCUCUGAUGCUGGAUCUUCAGACAAACUACUGCAGGGAAGUGGAUUAUUAUCCAAAGACGGUCAGCAAAGCACAAGAUAUGCUGAAGAUUCACAUGGAUGUGAUCAAGAAUCCGGGAGUGAACCUUUACCAAGAAAAAGACCAGCCAAAUAAAGGUAAAGGUAAAGACAGACUGCUACCAGAGAGUCAAUGGAAGCAUCCGAAACACUAUGUUGAUUACGGGGAGAAGCUCAAUCUUAAUCAGAUUGGAGCAACUGUCCCAAUUACAGCUACAGUUCCUGGACCUUCUCCAGCGACAAGUGUGAUCACAGGUGGAACAUUGAGUGUUGCGGGAAGUGUUAACACACCUUUGCGACUUGCUGGUACUACAGGUAAUAAAAUGAUGCAAGUUCCUUCAGGAAUGCAGCUCAUGCAGAUUCCAACUCAAGGUGACGGCACUGUUACUGUCCCUUAUUCUAUGAAUGCUAACGGUGAGAUUGCGUUCAGUGGAAUGCAACUCAGCCAACAAGGCUUCAGUGGUGCUCAAGUGCGCCAAAGAUUUGAUGCAACUCAAGCUCGAACUCCGCAAGUUGUGAAGACUGGCUAUUAUGAUACGUCAAAUGUCUUUCACGAUGCUAUCAAGGGAAAGGAUGAGAAUGGCAAUGAUGUCUAUCUUAUUCCAUAUCCUACUGGAACGACUAACGUUGAACUUCAAUCCGACUGGCGCUACGCUAGUGAAAAUGAAGACUUGCCUGAUCUUGCUACUGAAGCUGAUCGAGGUAUGCAGUUUAUUCAAAGCCGCAGAAUCGAAAGAGAUCCGUUUGGUUUGCUCGAUCACGUCAUCAUGGACAGUGGUUGCACCAACACCACCAUUUGUAAUGGUGAACUCAUGCAUGGAC